This is a messenger RNA of Porites evermanni, 591 nucleotides long. Lineage: Eukaryota; Metazoa; Cnidaria; Anthozoa; Scleractinia; Poritidae. The record is from the annotation of a GenBank genome assembly.
AUGGGAAAAUGGCGCGUUUUUGCCCUUCGCGCGGCUCUAUGCUUGAUUUUGUGGGGGGUGGGGGGCGGGGGGGUAGGGGUUUGCUGUUCCAUUUUAUUUUGUCCAAGAUUGCAGGUUAUUACUUGUGGAUUUUUACUGUAUGCAAAUUUUGUUGUUAUUGUUGUUGUUUCACAGGAAUGUAGUGGCUCUAUUUGCCUGAGGUUUCAAUUGUUGGAAUGCCAAUGUAAACAGGAGGAAAAUCUCUGUGAUCUGUGCUGCAAACAAGGAGAAGACGGCGAGUGCAAACCCAUAAGAGACAUGGGUGUAUCAAAUAUCACGAGUGCACUCCAGCAGUUCCCAGGCGCACCAUGCGACAACUUCAACGGAUAUUGCGACGUGUUUCUCAAGUGCCGCGCAGUGGAUGCCGAUGGACCAUUGUCUCGUUUGAAGAACAAGUUCUUUAGUAAAGAAGCUAUCCUUGGUUAUUUAGCGUGGAUCAAGGAACACUGGUGGGCCGUACUUCUCAUGGGUGUUGGGCUUAUUCUACUCAUGGCAGGUAAAAUUUAUCAUUCCGUUGUUGUAGUUUUGGGAAUAGAGAGCUUUAGAUUCUAA